Messenger RNA from Knipowitschia caucasica, 372 nucleotides. NCBI's taxonomy places the organism in Eukaryota, Metazoa, Chordata, Actinopteri, Gobiiformes, Gobiidae. The record is from the annotation of a GenBank genome assembly.
AUGGUCAGCUAUAUGAGUCCUCUCUCCUUGCAUCCCUGCACUCCCCCCCCCUCUCCCUCACCCGCUCCCGGCAGUACAUCCCCAUCCCCCACCCGUGUCCGUCUCUCCACAGUGGCCCAACACAAGCCUGCUGCCGAGAGUGUGAAGCAGAUCCAGUCCGCAACCACCGAGAGCCCAGCGCAGUCGCGAACAACACAUCAGAAAAACCUCCUCGAUAAGGGAAUUCUUUUUGUACUAACUUUUUUGGCUGAGCCUUUUUUGAUUUGCAUAUCCACUUCCACUCCUUCCUCAUUUGCAUACAGCAAGAAUGGCGAGCGGGCAUCCCACAGACAAAUUCAGUUUCAUGUAUCAACCAGACACGCACAAGAGUAA